UGAUAUAGUGAGAUAUCGUUUGCUUAGAUAUCCAUUAGUACGCAGACAGCGAUGAAGGAAACACGGAUUGUUUGUAUUUUCAUACUGUUUGUUGUUUGUAAUCCACAUGUUGAUUGCACAUGUUGUGAUGAUGUCAAACAGUUACCUGACUUGCCGCGCCGUAAACCAACAGAAGACGGUUCAAACAACGUAGCUUUUAAUGAUGAGUUCCUCAGUGAUAAUGAUGAGUCCCUCAGUGAUUAUGAUGACUCCCUCAGUGAAAGUGAUGAGUCCCUCAGUGAUAAUGAUGUGUCCCUCAGUGAUAAUGAUGAGUUCCUUAGAAAUAAUGAUGAGUUCCUCAGAAAAAAUGGUGAGUCCCUCAGUGAUAAUGAUGAGUUCAAACGCAGAAAUGAUGAGUUCCUCACUGAUAAUGAUGAGUCCCUCAGUGAUUAUGAUGACUCCCUCAGUGAAAGUGAUGAGUCCCUCAGUGAUAAUGAUGAGUCCCUCAGUGAUAAUGAUGACUUGCUUAGAAAUAAUGAUGAGUUCCUCAGAAAUUAUGAUGAGUUCUACAAAAAAAAUGAUGAGUCCCUUAGUGAUAAUGAUGAGUUCAAAAGAAGUUAUGAUGAGUUCCUCAGUGAUAAUGAUGAGUUUCUCAGUGAUAAUGAUGAGUUCCAAAGAAAUAAUGAUGAGUUCCAAAGACAUAAUGAUGAGUUUCUCAGUGAUGUUAACCUUAACUAUGAAUGGUACAGUGCAGUACAUAAUGGAUGGCAAUAUAUCAUGGUCGACUCGAGCAUAACACUGGAUUAUGGUCAUUGUUCAACGUAUUAUCCAAUUUACUUGAAAGACACACAUCCACUGAUAGAUACAUUGAGUGAAACACCGAUAACAGUAACUGCAUGUGUACUUGAUCACUUGUACCCGUGCGAUUUACACUAUCAAGUGAAGAUAAGGAAAUGUGGACGUGAAAUACAGUAUUACCUGCCCCCGACAAAGUUAUACAGAGCAUUUUGUUUCAAAAAGCAAUCCCAACCCAGUUGUCCUAAUAACUUACAUGUUGCACUCGGACAUAUAGGCAUAGCACCGGAGCUCAAAUUCACAGAAAUACCAGAAUCUGGUCCAUUUGGAAAUUCCAUCAACUAUAUACCAUAUUUUUACUUCAGAUGUAUUUUUAAUCUACAGACGGGCUUCUUUUACAAAGUCAACUGGUAUGUGAACGGAGUAUUUCUUCUCACAAACGGCCCAUCACCAAAUCCCGAUGACUUAUUUUUUCACCAAAACGUUCUUCACGACAACUCCAUUAAAAUGGGUUUUGAUAUUCAUUGUGGUGUCAGUGCACUUACACCUCCUGGUGCUUCAGUUGGCGGGGAAACUGACAUGAUGUACAGUAAAAGCUACUAUGCAGGCAUUAAAAUACCAAGUACAACUAUAUACAUUGAUAAAGGGAGUACAGCAGUACUUCAAAUGACAUCAACCAUGCCAAUAGGAUGCAGAUAUAAGGAACCACCUGGCGAUGAUUGUAUUGAAAACUUUCAAAUAUUUAAUUAUGAAAAUGAAGGAUUUCAAUGCACAGCGGGUGUCGCUAAUGUAGCAAACCCGAUUAACCAACGAUGCUCAAAUGGUUUACAAACGCUAAAAAAAGGAUGGACUUGGAACCCGAAUACAGUAUUUGACUUCUCUAUAGUAACAACCGACAUGAACUAUGGUGAUAAACGAGUAUUUAACCUGUUAUUACAAUUUCCUGACAACAUGGGACAUGCCAUAUGGAGAAAUUAUAAUUUUCCACUAAUUACGGUUAUCGUUUCUGACAAUGGAGAAUACAAAAACAAGAUAUGUUACUCUCACAUAGAUCCACAUAUGAGAUCAGCAGACGGCGUAAAUUACGAACAACAGCGAAAAAACGCCCAGCUUUAUCCGGAUGUGUUUAUGUUAUAUCAUAACACGAUAUAUGGAAUCGAGGUUCAAGAACAAACUAAGACAUGUAAUAACCAGCAUGCAACAUGCGCCUGUGGAGUUGCGAUAAGAGCUGGAAAAGAUGUAUUCAUGAUAAAUAGAUGUGGCAGUAUCAACUAUCUAGGUUUUACAAAAUGCGAAGACGGGGGGAUUUUGCAAGUAAUAAGGAUUAACGAUUACACGUACACUGUCUUUACACCGAUUGGAACUAAAAUAACAAUAAGACUUUUUCAAAAUGAAUACGAGGGAAGAUACGAAGGAACAAUGAACAUAGACAUAACGAUGGCACCUAAAGACUUGUAUAACAUUGAGGGAUUGUGUGGACAGUUUGACAAUAACCCGGCAAAUGAUUUUCGACAUAGAGAUGGAACUGUCUCGGCAAUUACUGAUGCAAAUCGUAACAGUCACUUUGCUGACUUUACAGAAAGCUGGAGUUUAACUUCUGACGAAACAAAGCCACUCAACUUGUUUCUAACAGGAAAUAGAGCCUUGAAUAGUUGGAGGGAUCAAAAUGGGAUGUUUUGUGUAUGCACAAGUCAAAAAAAUGUAGCAAAAGCAACAUGUUAUCCGACCCAAUAUUUGAAUUGUAAAAUGAGCAGAUCAAUAACUGGUACAAAAUGUAGCGUAUCAAGCAGAAGAAAGAGAAGUGCACAUGGCAACUCUGAAGAUGAAAUAGAAUUGAAUAGAUUACUUAGAUUAAUGGCAACGGAAAGAACGUCGAAAAUGAAAAUGAGGGUCAAGCGUAAAGACACCAGCAAAAACUCUAUAACAGAAACUGCAACUAAAACGUUGUGUAAAGAGAAAAUUUCUGGUAGUUUAGCAGUGCGAGAAUAUUCAGAAGUCAGUGCUAAUGAAGACCCGAAUGAAGUUAUUAAACAAUGUACAUUUGAUGUAAUGGUUGGAAACGAUACAUCAUGGGCUUUGGCGCAUGUAGAAUCUAUUAAUAACAUUGUGAAAAACGUCAUAGAACGUGACCCUGCAUACGCUGAAAAAAACUCUGAAAAGGUUGUUAAAUUUUAUAAAAAUACCUGCCCAGGAAAUUGUAGCAACAAUGGCGUUUGCACAGAUACCAGUGAUUGUGAUUGUGUUGAGUUUUUUCACGGACCAGAAUGUGAUAUAGAUGAAAGAGAUCCUUUGAUAAUUGACGACAUAGAAGGUGGCGGAGAAUGUGACCUAGCUGAUGGUGACGAAUGCUUAUGUUUCCAUGUCAGAUCUUCAAAUAUUCUGGAGGGUUUUAUAUGCCAGGCCAAUAUUUCCAAGAUCACGUUCAAUGGUGAAAGGCAGUUCAUUUCGACGCACACCUUUUCAGGUGGUUAUGAGGAUAUAUUUACUGGAGUGUGCUGCAUUCAAGACAAGUCGAUUAGAACUAAAGGUGUAUUUGUUACAAAGUACGAUUUUUCAAUCAGCAACAAUGGCAUUACAUACGGAAAUAAUAAAACCGUUUACGUGUUCGACUCAACUUGUCAAGAUGCAAAGAUUACCUCUUUCUUCCCAUUCUUCCACAUAAAGGUAAGACUUUUUCUUUUACUACAACUCGCUGUACCAGCGUUUCACUGUUGGAAAUUCUACUACAAUAGCUUUUUAUUACAGACUCAUUAA
Ruditapes philippinarum (Manila clam) is the source of this 3528-nucleotide messenger RNA. RefSeq names its product von Willebrand factor D and EGF domain-containing protein-like. Lineage: Eukaryota; Metazoa; Mollusca; Bivalvia; Venerida; Veneridae. Bases 52 to 3528 code for a protein of 1158 amino acids. The transcript is spliced from 17 exons. The record is from RefSeq and is a predicted model, not a curated record.